CCUAAAGAAUUGUAUUUUUGCGUGAAUUGCUCAUUUAAUUCUGACGACUUUUAGAUUUUAUUCAAAUCAUUACUUCGUUCUUUUACGAAGUAGUUUUCACAAAAAAGGUCUCCACAAGGAUUUACAAUUACUGAGGAGAUUAUUUGGCCCCUAAAAAAACAUAAUAGCCUACAAACUUGUAUGGCGCGUGCGCGCGGAAACGCACUUUAAUUACAACCAUAUUUCAUUAAUACUACGAAGUAUAAUACCUCAGUGAAUUUAAGGACCGCAUUUGUUUUAUUAUCACCACUCGCCAUACUUAUUUUGUGUGUAUGUUAACUUAAGCGCACGAGGAAGUUAAAAACCGCUACGUCUGCAGUAGGAGUGAAGGGGGCGGCGUGAAUGUGGUUGUGGAUGGAAGACAUAAGAAAACUACUGCAAACCUUUGAACCUCCUUCCUUUGUUAUCACAAAAAAUCACGGGACAGUCACCGCUCGUAAAGACAGUCAUGGAGACCUGACACAGAAAGAGGGUUUGAGGAACAUGUGAUUGUUCAGAGAGCAGAAAAGCUGCGAGUCGAGCAAAGGGAAGGGAAACUGUUUUUCCCGGAUGCGCUUUCUGACUGGUUUGUAUCGGUUUUCCCAAAGCUGGCAUUCCUUUGCUAUGAUCUUGUUCAGACUGAAACAAAUAAUUUCUUGUUAUAUUUCUUUAUGCAGAUAUUUAAGGGCUUCAUUCUUGAUUUCGAAACUUUAUGGUGCUGACAAUUUUCGGGAUCAGUAAUCCAUAUUAAUCAGAAAAUCUUUUAAUCCACCUCAGAAACCUUGAAUUUGGGGGUCUCUGAGGAUUUAUUGGUCUAAAAGAGAAACUCAAAAUUUUCCUGUAAAAAUGACAUCUGUGCAUUUCAACCCUGGGUUGGAUUCAAAGGAAGUUAAUAGUAAUGGGGUGAAAGAGGAGGCAGAGGUGCGGAUCGAUGAUGGAAAGGAAGAAACUGAGGACCCAGACACCAUGUACCAUCAUGUCCGUAAAACUAUAGCUCCUUUUGUGAUGUCUUUUGGUUUUCGUGUUUUUGGCCUGGUACUGAUCAUUGUGGAUAUUGUUCUGGUCAUUGUGGACUUGUCCCUUUCCAACGGUAGUGACGAUGUUAGAAGUGCAAUGGAGGCCGUUUCUCUUGUCAUCUCCUUCUUUUUCCUCAUUGAUGUACUGCUCCGUGUAUAUGUGGAAGGAUUCAAAGUGUAUUUCAGCUCAAAACUGAAUAUAGUAGAUGCUUCUAUUGUGGUCGUUACCCUGGUGGUCACCAUGAUCUACACAUUCACCGAUCUCUCCGGAGCUAGCCUGAUUCCCAGGUUGGUCACUUUCCUGAGAUCUCUGAGGAUUUUGAUUCUGGUACGUGUCUUCAGACUGGCCUCUCAGAAGAAAGAGCUUGAGAAGGUCACCAGGAGAAUGGUGUCCGAGAACAAAAGACGGUACCAAAAAGAUGGAUUUGAUCUGGACCUCACUUAUGUCACAGAAAGAGUCAUUGCCAUGUCUUUUCCAUCCUCUGGGAAGCAGGCGCUCUAUAGGAACCCAAUCAAAGAGGUCGCUAGAUUCCUGGACACCAAACAUCUGGAUCAUUACAAGGUGUUUAACCUCUGUAGUGAGAAGGGUUACGAUCCAAAGUUCUUUCACUAUAGAGUGGAGCGUGUUAUGAUAGAUGACCAUAACGUGCCGUCACUUGAAGAUAUGCUGCGGUACACGGCCUGUGUUAGAGAGUGGAUGGCGGCAGACUCCAGAAAUGUGAUCGCCAUCCAUUGCAAAGGAGGAAAAGGGCGGACUGGGACUUUGGUGUGCACGUGGCUCAUUGACAGCGAUCAGUUUGAGAGUGCGCAGGAGAGUUUGGACUACUUUGGGGAGAGACGGACUGAUAAAAAUAUGAGUUCGAAGUUCCAGGGUGUUGAAACUCCCUCACAGAGUAGGUACGUCGGUUAUUAUGAGAUCAUGAAGAACCAGUACAACCGUCAGCUACCACCUCAGAAGAGCCUGAAAAUAAAGAGCAUUCGAAUCCACUCCAUCGCAGGUGUAGGGAAGGGGAACGGGAGCGACCUGAAGGUGAAGAUCAUAGUGAAGCGAGAGCUCGUCUUCCAGUGUGUUUGUGCCAAACAGGAGAACUGUGCGGUGUUUCCUGACACUGGUAACAAUGCGGUGGUCAUCAGUUUACAGGAAGGGCCUGUUGUGACUGGAGAUGUGAAGGUCAUGUUUGAGUCCAGUGCUGGUUUGCCAAAGGGUUACGAGGACUGUCCUUUCUAUUUCUGGUUUAACACCUCUUUUGUUGAGAACAACAGCUUGUAUCUCUCGAGGGAGGAGCUGGACAAUCCACACAAAUCAAAGACCUGGGACAUCUAUAAGGAGGACUUUGGCGUGACGUUGUAUUUCACAGACCCUUGAGAAGAAAAUUCUCUGACUGGAUAUUGUUUACUAUUUUAGUCCUUUUGUAUAAGUAGAUAUAUCUCUUGAGGUAUACUUACGAUAAGCUGCAAACUGAAGCCAGUGUAAACACUCCACAUAAACCUACAGAUAUAUAAGAUUUGAAUGUGUAAUAAAUGUUUUCAUUUCAUUGUA
Messenger RNA from Onychostoma macrolepis, 2574 nucleotides. RefSeq names its product transmembrane phosphatase with tensin homology (gene tpte). The transcript has 19 exons. The coding region runs from base 865 to 2400 and encodes 511 amino acids. Gene Ontology annotation, cellular component: cytosol; membrane. The record is from RefSeq and is a predicted model, not a curated record. NCBI's taxonomy places the organism in Eukaryota, Metazoa, Chordata, Actinopteri, Cypriniformes, Cyprinidae. Gene Ontology annotation, biological process: dephosphorylation; monoatomic ion transport; transmembrane transport. Gene Ontology annotation, molecular function: phosphatidylinositol-3,4,5-trisphosphate 3-phosphatase activity; monoatomic ion channel activity; protein tyrosine/serine/threonine phosphatase activity.